AUGAAUAAAAUCAGUGAACUGUCCGGUUACACUAAGAUAAGAAACACUCUUUAUUCUGAGGCUGCAAUUGGGAUCUCAGGCAACAGCUUCCUUCUUCUCUUCCACAUCUUCAUGUUCAUUCAUGGCCAGAGGCCCAGACUCACUGAUCCACUCAUCAGGCUCUUGUCCCUAAUCCACAUACUGAUGCUGCUAGUCAUGAGUUUAGUAGCUACAGACAUUUUUAUGCUAUGGAAGAGAUGGGAUGACACCACGUGCAAAUUUGUUUUCUUCUUGUACAGACUUCUUAGGAGCCUCUCUCUUUGUGCCACUAGCAUGCUCAGCAUCCUCCAGGCCAUCACCCUCAGUCCCAGGAGCUCCUGUCUAGCAAAGUUCAAACAUAAAUCUCCAUACCAUAUGCUAGGUUACCUUCUUUUCCUGAGCAUCUUCUUUUCAUCCAUUAGCAGUCCCCUCUUAACAUACAUAACUGCCGCCCCUAAUUUGACUUUACCUACUUUUACAUAUAUCACUCAAUCUUGCUGUCUUCUGCCCAUGAGUUACUCUGUCCGCUACACGUUUUUUAUACUGUUGACCUCCAGGGAUGCCAUCUUUGUAGUUUUCAUGGUCCUCGCCAGUGUGUACAUGGUGACUUUCCUACGCAGACAUAAGAAACAGUCCCAGCUUCUCCACAGUGCCAGCCUUUCCCUCAAACCUUUUGCAGAGCAAAGAGCCACGCAGAGCAUCCUGUGGCUCAUGAGUUUCUUCGUGGUGAUGUACACCGUGGACAGCGUCAUCUCCUACUUAAGGAGUACAGAUGAUGGUCUCACUUUGCAUUGUGUCCACAUUCUCACAGCCCAUGGCUACGCCACAGUCAGUCCUUUUCUGGUCCUCAGUACUGAAAAGCAUAUAAUUUACAUUUUCAGAUCCCUAUUUGGAAGGAUGGUGAACGUCAUAUUACUCUGGGAUGGAUAA
Molecule: messenger RNA, 948 nt
Organism: Acomys russatus (golden spiny mouse)
Lineage: Eukaryota; Metazoa; Chordata; Mammalia; Rodentia; Muridae
Product: vomeronasal type-1 receptor 54-like
Exons: 1
Coding region: 1-948 (315 amino acids)
Biological process (GO): G protein-coupled receptor signaling pathway
Cellular component (GO): membrane
Molecular function (GO): pheromone receptor activity
Source: RefSeq, a predicted model, not a curated record